CACAAAGCUGAAAGUACAAGCAGGAUCGAAAGUGAAACUAGGCACAGCCCCCAGUAUAAGACCCCCCACCCAGGAGAUGGCUGCACACAGAGGCUGGGCCCUGACAUGGGCCAGGUGGCAGGCGACCUUGGCUGGCGGCUCAGCCUGCUGCUACUACCCUUGCUUCUGGUACAAGCUGGUGCCUGGCAGUUCCCAACAGCCCCUCUGAGCCCUCAGGAGCUACGAAAGGAAUUCACAGUCAGCCUGCAGCUUGCCAGGAAACUGCUCUCUGAGGCGCAGGGCCAUGUCCAUUGCUUUGCUGAAUCUCGCUUGCCAGGAGUGAGCCUGGACCUCCUGCCCCUGGGUCACCAGCUCCCCAAUGUGUCCUUGACCUUCCAGGCCUGGCGCCGCCUCUCUGACCCAGAGCGACUCUGCUUCCUCUCCAGCAGACUUCGGCCCUUCCACACCCUGCUGAAAGGGCUAGGGAGUCAGGGGACCUGGACCAGCUCAGAGAGGAUGCAGAUGUGGGCCAUGAGGCUGGAUCUCCGAGACCUGCAGCGGCAUCUUCACUUUCAGGUGCUGGCUGCAGAAUUCACCUGCUCUGAGGAUGAGGAGGAAGAAGAGGAAGGGGAAGAGGAAGAGGAAGGGAAGGAGCUGCUCCCAGGGACUUUGGGUGGCCCCAUCCAGGUGUCAUCUCUGGUGUCCUGGUCCCAGUUACUCCACACCUACCAGACCCUACACUCCUUGGAACUUUUCCUGUCUCGGGCUGUGCGGGACCUGCUGCUGCUGUCCAUGGCUGGGCACCCAGCCCCGGGUUGGGAUUCCUAACGUCUACCUCCCAGCUCUAUGGAGUGACCCUUUAGCUUCCUUCUCUCACCCAUUAGAACUCUAAGACUGGAGUCUUUGACAGGACAGCCUCUAGCUCAUUUGCCUCAGACCAGGCAGUGCUCCACCAGUCCCCAGACCCGGCACAAUAACUUAAAACCCCUCCAGUCCUUGCCAGAUAUUUAUUUCUUGGAUAUUUAUUUAUUUUUUAGGAAAUGAUGGUUUAUUUAUUGUUUCAUUCUUGAGUUAGGCCACCAUGCUGGCUACCUAAUAAAGCCCUCCCACUCCCUUUGUGCCUCAGCAUCUUCACACAAAAGGAAAGCCUGACACCCAAGGAUUAUGAUAACCUGGGAUAGAGUCAGCAUCCUCUGGCUACCUAGAACCUGUCUUUGCUCCUGUAUUCUUAGGGAUUCCUAGGAAAUAGUAACCAGCAGAAUUCUGAGGCUGAGCUACUAUUCUGGAAACUCAAAGCAGCUGGCCUGAAGCCCGUGGGCCAUUGAUUCCAACUGGUUAUCAGCCCUUUGAAUCCCUUUUCUUUAGCCUGGCUUCCACCUCAGAGGUGUGUUAUCUUACACACCUCUCUGUGGUUCUCCAGUAUUAUGGGCAAUGGGGGAGGGCGGUCAUGGAGGGAAGAUUUAAGGAGAAGAGUCGCCAACCUUGUCUUUGUUGUAGUCUUCUGAGCAGCAAAGACAAUUUGCAGAGGUGGUCAGGGCCAGGAUCCAUGAGAGGUAUCCCAGCAGGGCGGGGGACACCAGCCUUCUUUGGGAAAUCAGACUCCUUACAUUCAAGGUCUUACAAACAUCUGGUUUUGCUGAGGC
Messenger RNA from Nannospalax galili (Upper Galilee mountains blind mole rat), 1622 nucleotides. It is a transcript of the gene Il27, whose product is annotated as interleukin 27. Bases 106 to 807 code for a protein of 233 amino acids. The record is from RefSeq and is a predicted model, not a curated record. The transcript is spliced from 5 exons. Gene Ontology annotation, molecular function: interleukin-27 receptor binding. Lineage: Eukaryota; Metazoa; Chordata; Mammalia; Rodentia; Spalacidae. Gene Ontology annotation, biological process: regulation of T cell proliferation; regulation of T-helper 1 cell differentiation.